AUGUAUGAGGCGAUACCGACGAUAACUAAGAACGAUGCUAUCAACAACGAUACGCAUCUGGAACAACGAAAACGACAGGAUGCUUCAGGAGAUAUGACUUCUUUCUCAUCUCCAGCAGCAUCCUCACCGACACCUCAUCAACAAAGAACGUAUGCGAUCGGUUCAAGAGGACAACCGUUAUCAGCUGACAGUCCCUUUAAUGCUCUCACCAGCGGUAUCAAUACCAACAGCAACAGCUACCAACCAAUAGCUAGCACGCAACAACUUCUCGAGAAAGUUUAUCGAUUAUGUGAAGAGAAUUUAUCAGCAUACAAUCCUAAUAUUGUGUGUACGGCUAGAUCGAAUCCCUAUUAUGGUGCUUUAUUUGAAUUACUUUGCGAAAAGAAGAAGCAAAUGUCUUUGCUUACCGACGAACGAUACAGUAGAAUCGAGGAACAACAACGAUACUGUAUGGCGAGGAUCGAUAAAAUGUUGGAAAAAUGUAUGAUGGUUGGUCACAAACAACAAUAUCAGCACCAACAAAUGAUAACAACUGAUGAUAAUGAGGACGAAUAUGAUGAGAAUGAAGAUGAUAAUGACGACAAUUAUAAAGAGAAAGAUGAUCAUGGUGACAUGAGAAUAGAAAGAAAGUGUGAGAAGUUAUUAGCUGAAUAUCGUUCCGAUUUCUACCAUUUCAAUCAGCGACUCGAAGAGCUCUCUAAUCAUCGUUUAAUUUUUCAGAAAUCCAUGGAACUGAGUUAUCGGUUACGCAAAAUUCUACAGCAUCAACGAUGUUUUCGACCGAUCACAGAAGCGGAUAUUGAAAAAUGUCUGAAACAAAUAGAUUCAAAAUUGAGUACAACGAGGGAUCAACUCAAACAAAUCACAUGUCAGAAUGUUAUGAUGUUGCGCUGCAGGUAUCUUGACUUGAGUCGGGGCCAUGAUGAACAUGACGAGCACCUGAAAGUGUCCGAAGUAACGUUGCCAAUUGUCGUAAGGUAUCUCAUCGGACUACCCAAGUUUCCACUCACCGGUUGCCUCAAGGUUUCGAACUGGUUUGGUAACAAGCGAAUACGCUUCAAGAAAGCUCAGCCGCAUCCUUGCACCAUUGCUAAAUCAUCACGUUGCUUGCCGGCUCAAUACCAAAAACAACGCAAAAUGAAUCCAUUCCCUCAUCACGAUUUGUUUUUGCGCAAUAACGAAGAUAUAACUGCUGCCGCAGCAACUGCUACUGGUGUAAAUGGAGAUAAUGACGGGCGAUUAGCAAUAAUAAGACAACAAGUAGGAUAUCAGUUGGAUUCUUCAUUACAAGCUUCGACAAGCAAUCAAAACGGAACAAGAACUGAAACAACGGCAAAUCACCACUGCAUCGAUAGCGGGCAUGCUGAGACGCGAAAUUCGACGACAAUGAAUAGUGGUGUUGGCUUUGAAGGAGAUGAUCGUGCUAAACUGUUUGCAAAUGAGCAACAAUACUAUUUCGACCAAGCGCCUGAAUUUGAUCCGGCAAAUCUGAUCGACGAGAUUGGCGAGAAUCUUUUGAUGUUGAUGAUACGCUGGGUGCUGGCUGGUUGGCUGAUACGUGCGUACAAAGGAUUAGUGAAAAAAGCGAAGAGCAGUGCAGCUGAUCAUACAGUUUAA
Anisakis simplex (herring worm) is the source of this 1617-nucleotide messenger RNA. The record is from the annotation of a GenBank genome assembly. Lineage: Eukaryota; Metazoa; Nematoda; Chromadorea; Rhabditida; Anisakidae.